This is a messenger RNA of Ostrea edulis (European flat oyster), 4922 nucleotides long. RefSeq lists its product as uncharacterized. Bases 4093 to 4887 code for a protein of 264 amino acids. Lineage: Eukaryota; Metazoa; Mollusca; Bivalvia; Ostreida; Ostreidae. The transcript has 2 exons. The record is from RefSeq and is a predicted model, not a curated record. Gene Ontology annotation, molecular function: protein binding.
ACUCUGUGGUGUAUUUUUAUUUCAAUAUAUUAAAUCGGCAUAUGAAUGAAAAUAAAAAUGAAUUUAUCAAACAUUAAAAAAAAUUGUUUCAGAAAACAUUGUUAUAUAAUUGCUUUAAUACAUAUGCACAUACUCGCAUACUGAGCAGGUACAUUGAAUCUCCGUUCCAAAAUGACUUGAACAAAUGGGAUGUUUUCAACUACCUUUUUAUGAUUGACAAGACAAGCUUUCUGAAGAACUGAACAGUAAGAUUCUCAAACGUUCUAGAAUAAACAUGAUAAAAUAUUUUUUCCGCCAGCGAUCCUGUCAUAACAACGGUUUCCGUCAUUCCUAGAGCUGGAAAGAGGAGACACUCUACGAAAUGUUCCUCUCCAAGAUGAAGGACAUGCACCAUUGUAUCGUUACAUUUCUAACUAAAAGUAUCUCUAGCUGAGUAUUUCACGACAUCUGCUGAAAUAAGAACGUCUUUCUGUUAAUCUAAGGUAAUCUACAGUAUAUCUCUCAUAAUAGUAAUUUUAUCUAUAGAAAUUUAUUCUAGCCGAAGGAAAUAUGUUUAAAACAAGUUGGCAAAAUCCGUGGUAAAAGUCAUAUGAAGCCUCAAUAGUUUAGUUUUUUAUUGAUUUCACUUCUCGUGAUACAUUCGUUGAAGAGAAUUCAACUAAUGCCUUCCAUACAGUAUUGCAAUGCUUCGACUUCACUAGUUCUACGCUAUAAUUAGGCUAAUGAUGUGCACCUCACGUGUAAUCAAAUGUUUAAUCAGAGGAUUCAUAAGACAUCUGGACAAUGCUGUGGUGUUUUAGAUUAUACUAAUACACAGACAUAAAUAUUUUGUAUUAAAAUUGUAAUUUUAACUCAUUUUUUCGCCUUUUUAUGUAACUUGUUAAACUCGAUUUAUUUGCAUCGUCGGUUUCUUACCUUUUAGGUACUUCUUUUAGUAGAAAUCGGACAAAGCGUGUGAUUUUCUCUCUCAUGUUGAGUUGAUGAUCAUUUUUAAAUGUGAAAGACAGUCAAUACAACUUUGAAGCAUGCAUUUCUUUACUUAGAUUAAUAUGAUAGGGUGUGUGUUUUAAUAUGCAAGGUGAAGAUAACGAACAGUGAUCAAUCUCAUAACUCCUACAAGCAAUACAAAAUAGAUAGUUGGGCAAACACGGACCCCUGGACACACCAGAGGUGGGAUCAGGUGCCUAGGAGGAGUAAGCAUCCCCUGUUGACCGGUCACACCCGCCGUGAGCCCCAUAUCCUGAUCAGGUAAACGGAGUUAUCUGCAGUCAAAAUCAGUGUGCCAAGAACGGCUUAACAAUCGGUAUGAAACACGUCAGACAGCAUUUGACCCAAUGCGAGGUUGUAUUGACGAACUAGAUCGUUAUAAAGACCAUCGAAUUUGCGAAAUAUGUACGAAAAUCCCAUUUUUUAACGCUAGCUAUACAGUUUGUAGAUAGUUCGAUCUGACGUUUGAUGUUACAUCCGACAAUACACGACGUCUGUACAUGACAGAUUUUGUUGUUUGUAAGCAUACAUAUACCACCUUUAAAGUCUUUAUUGAUCGAGGUAUUUGUUUAAAGAUGUAUAUUUUAAAGUUUUGAUUGAGUUAGAAUUGAGUAAUAUACAGUUAUAUGUAAGAGUAGUGGAGAAAAUGCAACGAAGCUGACUGCGAUUUGAACCCAGGCUCCCUGAAUCUCAAGCCAGGUGUUGUACGAACUGAGCUAUUUAGCAAUCGGUGAUCGAACCCUUCUGAACACCAGACUCCCCUCUUCUUAAAUGCCUUCACACCUGAGAAUAUGAACCCAGCAUCUUUAUCCCCGGAGAGGCAUUUUUACCCGGGAGUUCCAGGGGCUAGUCUACAACAAAAACAGUAACGGGAAAUGAGAGAAAGUGUAACGGAAUAGACCGGAAUUCGAACUCUGCCUCAUGAAUGUCUAGUUAAAUGCUCUACAAACUGAGCUAUCUAACACGACCGACAAUCGAACCCGUCUGAUUGCAAAGUAGAUAUAGUGUACACAUUUCGCAUUUUCAAAGAAAAGAUCAUAUUUGUGUGCAUUUUCAAUACCUUCAUAUACGUUCACAAACAUUAAAUUAGCUAUACUUUACACAACAGGUUUCUAUGCACUACGCAGUGACAAAUCUGCACUGUGGGUAUCAUCUAGCCUCUGCUAAUGUAAAACUUAUACGGUACCAAUUUUGAUGCACCAGAUGCGCAUUUCGACAAAUAAUGUCUCUUCAGUGAUGCUCAACCGAAAUGUUUGAAAUCCGAAAUAACAAUAAACUUUUAGAGCUAUUUUAGGGGAACACAAGUGCAAAAAAGUGGAGUCAAAUUAUAAUACAUUAACCUGUGAUUUAUAUUUAGUGACACCAUUACAAUGCUGAAAAGGGAAGGGGAAAGAAAAUAUAAUUAAAUUGUGAAAAUAUAUAUUUCAGCAUUCUUUAUAUAUUUCGAAAAUUUGGCACAUAUUAGUUUCUUUAAAAACAACAUAAUGUUAUCAACUUCCGAUUCGCAAUGUCGUGCAGUUAAUAGAUAACACUGACCAGUUCUUAAUAACAAACAGUCAUCAAUCUCAUAACUCCUAUAAUAUAUACAAAAUAGAGAGUUGGGCCAUCAUGGACUCCUGGAUAUCUCAGAAGUGGGAUCAAGUGCCUAGGAGGAGUAAGCAUCCCCUGUCGACCGAACACACCCAUGAGUCAUAUGUCUUGAUCGUGUACACGGAGUAAUCUACUUAUAAUCUAGUUUGUAAAUACAACCUUUCGUUGGUUUAAAUCAUGCCUGACGUGUUUCAUAUCGAUUGUUAGACCAUACUUGACACAUUGAUUUUUACUACGGAUUAUUACGUUUACCUGAUCAAAGUAUAGGGCCCACGGCGGAUGUGAGUGGUCAUCACGGGAUCCUUACUCAUCCAAGGCACCUGGUCCCAUCCCUGGUGUUUGCCCAACUCUUUAUUUCCUAUUCUUUAUAGGAGUUAUCUUCACCUUUCAUCAGUAAUAUGACAAUAGAAUUUGCGAAAUGGUGACUUAAAACGAAACUGUUGAAACCACUGUGACAUCAACUGAUUUGUCAGUAGCCUGCCUCGAUAUCAUAACUCCUAUAAAAAGUAAAAUAAAAUAUACGUAUGACACAGACUCCUGAACAUACCCGAGUUGGUACAGCUUCUUAGGAGGAGUAAGCAUCCCCUGUCAACCGAUCACAACCGCGAUGAACCCUAUAUCUUGAUAAGACAAACGGAGUUAAUCACACUCUCUUGAGGUCAGUCAUCAUGCUAAAUAUAUCUUCAUUCAUAGACGUGCAUCUAUUCACAUUACCAGAGUCUUGAUCUAUGGAAAUCGUGAUGAAAUUUAGAUUUCACUAUUAUCAAUCCUAGAUAUUUUAGCAUAGAUUUAUAACCUAAAAUACAUCGCAUCAAUAUUGGAUUGUAUGAAAAUUGAAAUUUCUGAAAGAAAGCAGGAUUAAAUAGAAAAACCUAUAAAAACACAAAAUUGAUAGUACCGCAAAGACGGCCCACUGGACAACCCAGAGGUGGGAUCAGGUAUUUCGUAGGAGAAAGCAUGCGCUUUUGAACGGUCAACUCCGCUGUGAGCCCUCCGUCAUUAUCAAACGUCUGUUAAUCAAAUAAAUGUACAGUAAAAUUGUGUUUAAUUAUUUCUUGGAUAUAACCACAAUAUGUUUACUGCAAAGAUGAAUGCCAGAAAAAUUAUAUGUUAUCUAUCUUGUCACAUUUAUUAACCUAACCUUAUUGUUGUAAUCAAUGCCAUUUGUGUCUUGGUGUUUGGUAUGAAGGUUUUACUCGUCAUGAAUUUUACCGAAUUUCAUAUGUAAAAUAAUUGCACGGUUGUGACUUGUCAAAAGGGGAUGAUUACUUCUCCUAGAUGCCUGACCCAUCUCUACUGUGUCCAGGGGUCCACAUUUUCCUUCUAUUACUGUUACUAUUUAGAAUUUAUGAGGUUGGUCAUUAUCUUCACUAGUUCACUUUACAGAACUCUUGCAACCUUUCUUAUCAUGCCUUGCCCUUACGAUCAAAGUUCAGUGGUACAUGUGUACAUAUUUGUAGUAUAACAUAGCAAGAUCUGAUUUUCAAGAACACUGUAUUGGAAAUACCAACAAGUAUGAUAUCAAUCAUUAUUUUUACUCUGUUUCUUUCGAUUUUCACCGGAGUCGAGGGAGCAGGAGAAAAACUUGAAUUGUCUGUGUUACUAAGAAGAAUUAGUGCUUUAGAAGAGAGGCUUCAUAUACAGGAAAAAAUAAAUGAAGAACAAGAUACCAUCAUUAAGAAUUUGCUCCUUGAAAGGACAGAGAGAACAGGUGCCCCUGUGAAUGGGAUUUUCACGUCGUUUGACACGGAGCGAAAUAAUGACAGUCAGUGGGAAGGCGCGAGGGGCAUAAAUAUCGGAAUUAAAUCGCAAAUCUCAUCACCGAUUCAAAGUUUAGUGAAAGAUUUAAAAGAAACUUCACCAGUACUAGGUUCGAGAAAAAUCCAGAGAGGCAUUGUCCCAGGAGAUGUAGCCUUUUACUCUUACUUGUCACACCAUGAAACAAAUCUUGGUCAUCAUCAAACAAUAAUAUUUGACGAAGUUGUUACAAACAUUGGCGGAAACUACAAUCAGUACUCUGGUAUUUUCACUUCACCAGGAAAUGGAGUGUACACUUUUUCGUGGACAUUAUUCUGCAACAAAGGGGCAUUAUUCACAUCAGAACUGGUUGUUAAUUCUGCUCCUGUUGGAGUUUUGUAUUGUAGUGCACUGCGUGCUGGAGACAUAAGACAAACAUCAAGUGUAGCAGUUGUCAGGAUCAAUCAAGGAGAUAUAGUAUACGUACGUACUCAUCCUACCGCCAGUCUUAUCGGAGAAAUGUUUUCCAAUUCAUACUCCUACUCCUCGUUCUGUGGAUGGAAACUGUUCUAGGAUAGACGCAAAUACUAAUAAAAUCUCUAAAAGUA